Molecule: messenger RNA, 2495 nt
Organism: Boeremia exigua
Lineage: Eukaryota; Fungi; Ascomycota; Dothideomycetes; Pleosporales; Didymellaceae
Exons: 2
Coding region: 1-2475 (824 amino acids)
Source: RefSeq, a predicted model, not a curated record
AUGGUUACCAUCAAAACCGCACUACCAGAGCCCAGGAUGGUUAAGGGGAAGCCUCUGGACCCUUCAGCUCAGGGAAACUGGAAGAAUGUAGAGCCUGACACAGAAGAGCAGAUGAAUCAAUGGCUCCAGGACGAGGAACGACUCUUGCUGGCACAUUUGACAUAUUAUCAGAAUCUGAUCGAUGACAGCGCUGCACGCCAACAGGUUGUGGAUGCUCAGACAAAGGUAGACGAAGAGUGGAAGAAGUGGGAGCCAGAGUACGACAUGACCACUGGCGAGAUAUAUGACGAAGCCAUACGCAACCGCAUGGACGAGGCAAUGGCCACAGCAAGCAACGACUUGAAGCAGGUAGACCAUGCGAAUAAUAGAAAGAUCCAUGACAUAUACACAGCGGCUCAAGUCAUGUGGAACGGUGACCGCAGCAAGCUGAAGGGACCCAUCGGGCCCAGUCAGCUGCACAUGUUUCCAGAUAACCUUAGACACAGUUCAAAGCACCCUAACCGCCGAGAUCACUUAGCGGAAAAGUUUCCGAUGAGCGACUUACGUCUCGAUGAUGAUGCCAUUGCAAAGAAGCACGCAGAAGUCGAGCAGAGGAGGAAAGAGAAGGGAAAAGCAGACAGAUCUACAGUAGACAAGAGCAAGCACGCGACCAGGAUAACCCUCCCCGAAGACCACCAACUCUACCACGCCACCACAGAAAGCUCUCAGCCAUGGCAGUACAAGGGCCGCCGCGUCCACACAUCCUGGGAGAGCGCGGACUGGGGCCCCGCAGUCGCAAGCAAGCAGCGCGUCCUCGGCACGAAGCGCAAGUCAGACCGACCGUGCUUCAGAACGCACCUCGUCGAACACGUCGUCGACGGCUGGGACACCGCAUACGGGCCCAACCUGGAGCGCACGCGCGACAAUGUCAACGGCGGCUGGGUGCUGGCCCGCACCGGCACCAUGAUCUCGCGCCGCAUCUUCGAGCUCGACGAAGACGACCAGCGCAUCCCCAUCGACCACUUCGAGUACGACAGGCCUACGUACACGCCCUCUGGGACUGUUACGGCGGUUCAUGCGCGUGAUGGGACGUUCACUGCGCGUCGGGAGGCGUACCCGAAGACUUCGCUGGUCAAGUUUGGAGAUGAUGAGUUGUCGGAUGCCAGUGAUGGGGAGUACCACGAAGAUGACGUGCCGCUUCCAGAUCCAUCUGGCGGAGAUCCAUCUGGCGGAGAAUCCUCUGGCGGAGAUUCCUCUGAUGAAGGCGGUGAUGAUGAAACGGAUGACGAUGGCGAUCUGUUUAGGAUGUCGUAUCUCGGCCUGAUUAAUGAGACACCACGCCCUGCACCACCUGGAUCUGAUGGUGGAGACAGUCCUUCUCAUGGCGGAGACAGUCCUCAUCAUGGUGGAGACAGUCCUUCUCACGGUGGAGACAGUCCUUCUCACGGUGGAGGGAACGACCCUUCUGGCGGUGAUGGCUCUGACCCUAAGGGCGGUAGUGAUACCGAGAAUGGAAACGAUGACCCCCCCAGACCUAAUGGUCAUGAGCAGAGAGUCAAAGGGGAAUCAUUUGAGUACGGCGAAGACGAACAGGGGAAGUUCUGUUUUGUCACGAUGAGACACAAGGGCCCAAAAGGAAUUAUGUUCACGCAGCGCGACCGGAUCCCUGUUCCAAACCCUGAUGCCCCCGAAGAUCUCGACGAGAGAGGAAAGCCAUACACUGUAGUUUACCCCAGAAAAUACGAAGACGACUCUUUGGUUCCAGCUCCUAGAGACAAAGAAUCCAAGAGCACGGAGUGGACGCGUGGUGAGAAUGGCGUUUACCAGAGACAUGACAGAGUGUGGCGCCCAAACUUCGUCCAGCGCGCAUUUCGUCGAGACACUGGAGAGUACGUUAAGUAUAUCGACUCAAGAUCUCACUUUGACAAAGUGAUUUCAAGCAACUUUGGUAGCAAAGCUGUUACCGAGUUUAACAAGAAGGUAAACAAAUUCUCAACAAAAAACGACGCAGACACCCAAGCAAAGACUCCCAAGCAACCGGGAUGGAGGAAAGAAGAACUUGAAGCAUUGGCUCGCUACCUUAGUGACGUGGUUCAUCAGAAGGGCCUCAAACAUGUCACGGACAACUGGACUACCGUCGUGAAGGACGUCGCGAAACCUUUCCAGAAGUUCCAGACUGAGACUCUCAAAACUGAGGCCCGUAGCGAUGAGAGCAUCCGCAGAAGGAUUGCUCGAGGCUCAGGAAUAAAGAGAAAGAACGAAGCCGCCGAGAAUCGCAUAGGCACGAUGUCGAAGGCCCAGCAGCAUCCUGCUAAUUACUUCACUGCCGAUGAUUUCAAGGAGGUCAAGGAGGCCAAGGGUGGCGCGACGUCUAAGAAGCGCAAGCAGGAUGACGUGUCCAAGACAGCGCCCCAGACUGGAGGUUCUGAUGACGAGACUGGUAGUGAGGGUGAUGAGUCAGAGGCGCCAAAGAAGAAGAAGCCUAAGAAGCAUUAGCUGCGAUGAUUUAAUAGAAG